This is a messenger RNA of Colletotrichum higginsianum IMI 349063, 3783 nucleotides long. RefSeq lists its product as uncharacterized. NCBI's taxonomy places the organism in Eukaryota, Fungi, Ascomycota, Sordariomycetes, Glomerellales, Glomerellaceae. The transcript is spliced from 3 exons. The coding region runs from base 1 to 3783 and encodes 1260 amino acids. The record is from RefSeq and is a predicted model, not a curated record.
AUGUCGUCCUUCAACAGCACCUCUCGAGACGCUGCUCUCUCGGGAGACAAACGCCCAUGGAUGCAUACAAUCCCCCGAAAACCCCUUUCCCAGACGAGGAUCACCUACACUCCAGUUUCGAAUUCCCUACGAUAUGAAGAGAUAGACACACAACCCGAAGAUGCCCAAGGGUGUGAACAUCCGACUCAGCAGGAACCUUCAUUCAGUUACAGCCGCUUCGCGGAUGCCAACGACGUUACCAGGGCCGAGACGUUCAAAACAAACGACACGGGCUUCAACAGCUUGUUCAAGAGCCCGGUCGCUGUCAGUGUCAGCGGUAAUGGCGAUGGCGAUGGAGAUGGCGUGGACAAGGUGAUUGUCGAUCGGAAAGCAACUUGGCGGCCGCAGUGGCUUCGUCCAGCUGUGCUUACCCUGUUUGUCUGCUUCUUUGUCCUUAUCACCGCCGCUCUCGCCAUCAUGCUGCACUACUCGCGGAGGAAUAACGGACUGUUUCAAACCGGCCAGAGCUUGGUCCACGUUUACGUGUGGCGCUUCGGCCCAACUGCCAUCAUCACCGUCUUGUCCGUGUUGUGGGCAAGGGUCGAACUACAGGCCAUGAUGUACGUGCCAUGGUUCGCUCUGCGCCGGCAACAGCCGGAUGGCAGGGUCACCAUGUCGAUUGACUAUCUGUCAAUGCUCUCCCCCGCUGCCUUCAUUCGCUCCAUCCGAGAGAGGCACUACCUUGUUUCACUGGUGACGAUAGUCUCGGUGGUUUUGAAGGUCCAGAUCAUUCUUGCCCCUGGUCUGUUCAGCUUCGCGACAGUCAAGACUCCCGCCAGUAUUGGCGUCCGCCUCCAAGACUCUUUCGCGCGAGUUCUGGACGACGAUGUUGUGAAGCAGACAGACACGAGCGCGUGGUAUAUGGGCAGAGCCCUUCGGAACUUCGACAUGCUUUAUCCCUUCGGAGUGACGGACGAGAUUGCCUAUCAAACCUUUGCGCCGAUGAACGGAAAACCACGGGGGACUAUUGACGAGCCCGUGACCGCCGUCGUGGAUGGCUUUUUCACCGACCUCGACUGCCUACAACUAGCGGGCUACUCCAUUUCCAAACAGCUUCAGGAAAAUAGCAAGCUUGACAUCUACGUCGACCUACAUUUCCAAGGCUGUGACGGGCCCAUCAGCCUCCGACACGCGGGAGCCAUCCUCGACCCUGCCAAAGGCAACAUCACCUACUGGGCCAUCAAGUCCAACCAGACGAGGGCAUGUCCCGGGUUGAGACAGGAUGUACCGCCGUUCCUGUACUACAGCGCGGUUUUUGUGCCCACAUUAGCCAACUCCUCCCGUAUCCGGUUCGAGAGUGCCGGUGCUGUGCUUUGUGAGCCGCGUGCCUGGCUAUCCAAAGUCCAGGUGACUGACGACGGAGUUGCCCCGAGGGUAGCUCUGCUACAAGACCAGACGAGAACGCCAGUCCUGACCAACAUGUGGACCUUGAUCGAAAAGUCCGUACCGGCAUCUCAAGGUCAAUGGGACACCGAACCAACCACUACCACUUAUGUGAAAGGACCGGCCAGCGCCGCCAAAGCCUUUGCAGGGGAAGUGCUGCAACAAGGGAGGAAGGAAGAUCCGACGCUCUAUUCCAACGAGGCCAUUUAUGGCUCCGUCAUGAAUCUCACUCGUUCCCUCGGCCCAUUGUUGGGGCACUACCGACUUCGAGCAAAGGAAGACUCUGCAGUCACAUCCUUUUGGUACCGAAAUCCUGCGACGCCUCUGGGCAACCUGGUCUUCCUGCGGGAUCAUCCUCACGUUGCUGCUGGCAUUUCCAGCCGGGCAGCGGAAAGCCGCAGUUGGGUCCGUUGCAGCUUCACGCCGAUGGUUCUGAGGACCUGGGCGCGGCUCUCGUUCGGCUUGUACGCUUUCCUCCUCUUGGGAGGUCUGCUUCUCACCCUUCGCCUUUCAACCUCAUCCAACGGACUCGCUACCAUCGAAAAGGAGGGCUACCUGCACGUCGCCUGGACUUCUCUCCCGGCUCUGAUAGCGCUCGGGGUGUCUCUUUACAUCAGCUCAUGCGACUGGGCCUACAGGGAUCUCGGAAACCUUUACCGUCUCUCCAGGAAGCCCUGCCGCUCACGCGAGCUCGACCUUUCUCUCUUGGACAUGAUGGGUCUAAGGGCCUUGUAUCACUCUGUUAGGCUGAGGUUGUGGUCCAUCACAUGCUCGCAGGUCUUGGCGCUGGUUUGCGGCGUCCUGACCUCCCUCGCCUCGGUCUUGUUCACCGUAGAAGUUACGCCAAAGGCAACAACGGUCCAGUUUCAACAAAAUACGGUGUUUCGGAUACGAGAUGAUGUCGAAUACAGCGAAAGCUACGAGAUUAAGCAAACGGAAAUAGCCACACUCCUCCUCCAGCGAGAAGCCAACUUGACGUACCCGAAAAACACAUUUGACGAUUUAGUAUUUCCUGUUUUCGAGAGCAUGGAGACCUUGGACGUGUCUAGAAACCUGUCGGUCACCAUCAACACACCCGCGCUGAAGCUGCAGCCUAGUUGUCUUGAGGUUCCCAGAGAGGCGUACCGACUCACAUUCCGGAAUUACACGGAAAGUGGCAAGACGUGGUUCUACUCUGACUACAACGAGCACACCCCUUGCCCCAGUGGCGACGAAGUGGUCAACAUCACGGCGGAAUUCCCUUUGGGUGAGGCGAGCUUGUUCGGCAAGGCGUACGCGGCUUCUGAUAUCAAAAGCAUAUACAACCCGGCAAAUAUCAACUUCCAGUGCAAGCUCAACGACACGAGCUUGAAGAACUACACAACGACCCUACACUACACGUACGCCUGGGGGGAGUUCUCGGUAGCAAGGAACGACUUUGACUGGUUCUCCGUCUGGAGGUGUAACUACACCUGGGCCGAGCUGGAUACACAACUGAACAUGAUAGCAUCCGACGGCGAAUUUGUCAUUGACCCGGAGAACCCUCCAAGGCCGGAUUACUCGAGUGUGAGGCCCUUAGGAUCGCCUCUCGACCUGCCUCCGACAGAGCGGGCUCCUAAUGGGCCCUUCGGAAUGCUUCCGGAUAUCCGGAUCUCUGACAAGCAAUCCAUCGGCGUUGCGUCCGUCUUCAAGCCCCUAGUCGAGCCCUACGGGCCAUUGCCAAAGGAGGCUCUGGGAGACCCCAACCGGGUGGGGGAAAUCCUGGGGCUGUUAGGCCACGACGUCGGCUUCAGCGUCGCGCAGCUUGCCAACACGGAGAACCGAAGGAUGAUCGACGACGUUCUGGACACGACGAGCGGGGCUCUGCUCCUGGACGCGACCGUGGUGGACCGUGACCGGCGCCGACUCGUGCAGGACCCGAACGUGACGUACUUCGUGGUCGGGAUCCUGGGCGCCGUAAUCCUCGUCAACAUGUGGGCGCUGGCGUCAACCGUGCUGCGACGGCGCGGCAGCGAGAGCUGGCUGCUGGACAUGGACGUCCGGGGCCUGGCUCCGGACGGCUGGCGCAGCAUCGCGUCGAUGGCCGGCCUGCUGCGCGAGUCCAACGCGUCGGCGCACCUGCCGCCGAGCACGGAGCUGCUGUCGCAGAAGGAAUUGCACGGGCAGAUGUCGGACGUCAGCUUCCGGCUGGGAUGGUUCCGCAGGGAGUGCGACCAGACGCGGCAUUACACGAUUGGCGUGAUGGAGGACGGGGAGUUCAACUUUAUGGGUGUUCGGAGGACGGUGAUGAGGGAGAAAAACGGAUUCCCUGACCCAGGAGAGGGUGGAUGGGUGGAUUUAGGACAUGACGAUGUCUACGAAUUAGACAUCUCUGGGACAUAG